GUGCAAAAAUACAGCUUCCCUCCUAAUAACACUCCUGUAUCUAAAGUGUACGUCUUUGGAAGACCCGUUUAUGUACGGCAACCUUUUGUCAUACCGCAGAGACAAGAUUAUCGGCCGAGGCUUGACAGUCAGGUGUUCCGAGACGAGAAGUCAUUCCAUGGCAGCGCAGACAGCUUAUCAGGUGCAGUCGAACGAACUGUAGUUCAGGAAGCAUUGGUGAAACAAGUGCGUAAAACUACAAAAAAAAAAUCAAGAUGA
Molecule: messenger RNA, 258 nt
Organism: Cylicostephanus goldi
Lineage: Eukaryota; Metazoa; Nematoda; Chromadorea; Rhabditida; Strongylidae
Source: the annotation of a GenBank genome assembly